Molecule: messenger RNA, 697 nt
Organism: Heterobasidion irregulare TC 32-1
Lineage: Eukaryota; Fungi; Basidiomycota; Agaricomycetes; Russulales; Bondarzewiaceae
Exons: 4
Coding region: 1-585 (194 amino acids)
Cellular component (GO): 90S preribosome; nucleus
Source: RefSeq, a predicted model, not a curated record
AUGCAGGCCAAGUCCUUCCCAAAAAUGUCCGCAAUCGAGCUCCAGGACAGGCAGAUCCCCGAGUCCUCCAUAGCGGACACGACCGCAUGGACGGCAUCGAGGAGCUUGGACGAUCUCGUCCAAUUUAUAGUCCAAGCGGUACCCACACUGCACACGCGCCUGUCCCAGCGGACCAAGUCGCCUGGGGCACCCACGCUGCUCUUCCUCACUGGCGCGGCCUUGCGCGUCGCGGACGUGACGCGAACGCUCAAGAGCAAGACGUUGCGGGGUGAAAAAGGCGCCGACGUCGCGAAGCUCUUCGCAAAACACUUCAAGCUGCAGGAGCACGUCGAGUAUCUCAACAAGACCAAGGUCGGCGCAGCGGUCGGCACGCCGGGCAGGGUGGGCAAGCUGCUCUGCGAGACGAAUGCGCUGGCCGUGUCGGCCCUCACGCACAUCAUGCUCGACGUCAGCCAUCGGGACUCGAAGUCGCGCUCUCUGCUCGACAUCCCGGAGACGCGAGACGAGGUGUUCAAAACGGUGCUCGGCGCACCACAGGUUUUCGCCGCCAUCCAGGCCGGGAAAAUUCAGCUCGUGCUUUUCUAGGUUAUUUCACGCCGUAAUUCCCACACGUUGCAUAUGUCGGUUUGGCGAGGGUCAUUAUAUUACGAAGUAGAACAUAGUACGAGCAGGAGUAAUCUAGAAGCCCUUGGGGUUC